AUGACAGUCACAGAGACGGUCAAGGAGACAGUCAAAGGUGCUCUCGGCGCCAGCGAUGAGGCCCCUCGUGCAACUCGAGAGCAAAUGUCUGAAGCCAAAUUACCCCUAGCCUACCGAGACAGCUGCGCCCACCUCGCUAUCCCCCUCAAUCGGUGUCGAUUCGAAUCAUAUUACCUGCCUUGGAAAUGCGUGGAUGAGAGACAUUCGUAUGAGAAAUGCCAGUAUGUAGAAUUUAAGAAGAGGGUAGCGAAGAUGGAUGAGCUGAGGGCUGCAAAGGGUGGUGCAAGAAGCAAUUGA
Molecule: messenger RNA, 297 nt
Organism: Letharia columbiana
Lineage: Eukaryota; Fungi; Ascomycota; Lecanoromycetes; Lecanorales; Parmeliaceae
Exons: 3
Coding region: 1-297 (98 amino acids)
Cellular component (GO): mitochondrion
Source: RefSeq, a predicted model, not a curated record